Molecule: messenger RNA, 1661 nt
Organism: Wasmannia auropunctata (little fire ant)
Lineage: Eukaryota; Metazoa; Arthropoda; Insecta; Hymenoptera; Formicidae
Product: activating signal cointegrator 1
Exons: 10
Coding region: 156-1661 (501 amino acids)
Biological process (GO): positive regulation of DNA-templated transcription
Cellular component (GO): nucleus
Molecular function (GO): transcription coactivator activity; zinc ion binding
Source: RefSeq, a predicted model, not a curated record
AUUAUGAUGUAUGCUACUACCUUACCUAACCUAACCUAAUGCAAAUUACAAUCAUUGCAAACCGUUUUUCGGAUUUUUCUAGAAAAAGAUCGCAUGUAGUGUUUCGACAUUGUUGCACAUUAUAUUGAAAAUUGUCAUUCAUUUGUUCAAGAAUCAUGGAGAAAUGGAUGCGAGAGAAAUUGUCCGAAUUAUUGAAUUUUCUGGUCCCGAAUGAUUUAACCACGUAUAUUUUACAGGUGGAAAAUGAAAAAGAUUUAGAUGAAUACCUUAGAUCUCUUUUGGAUAAUGAAAAUCCAAGUCACAGACAAUUUGUGACAGAAUUGAAAAAGAGACGCGCCUCUUAUAAUAAUGAAACUAGAUACAAGAAGACAAAUGACGACGAUAAUAUAUCCAAGAAACAAAGCGAUAAGAAAAAGGGGAAAGCAAAAGGGAAAAAAAAUGUUCAAGUCCAAGAAGUUGUAAAGCCUGAGAUAAAAUCUGAAAAGAUAGAAAAGAAGAAGACUAAAUUUGUCAGUUUAUUGUCUCAUGGAAAUGUUCUGUUGAAAGGAAGACAUAAAUGUGACUGUGAAGCAAACAGACAUGCAUUGAUUAACAAUUGUCUUAAUUGUGGAAGAAUAGUCUGUGUACAAGAAGGCUCAGGACCAUGUUUCUUUUGUGGAGAACUUGUUUGUUCUCCAGAUGAACAGAUAUUACUUCGAAGCAAUACUAAACAGGCUGAUAAUUUGUAUAAUAAAUUGAUGGAUCAAAAACCAAAUAAAGAUCUUGAAGAUUCUCUUAAACAAAGGGACAAACUUCUUGAAUUUGAUCGCAAUAGUUCUCGUCGCACUAAAGUGAUCGAUGACGAGUCAGACUAUUAUCAGUCAAAUAGCAUUUGGCUUUCUCACGAUGAGCGCAAAAAGCUACAGAAGCAAGAAGAUGAAGCAUUAGCACGCAAGCAUGCGUCGCGUUUAGACAGAAAAGUCGUUAUAGAUUUUAUGGGAAGAGUGGUAGUUGAUGAAGAUCAAUUCAUUAACUUGCAAUCGGAAGAUCUUGAUGAAACAAUAUCAUAUGACGACUUUGAAAAUCCGAACAUUUGUCCAACGAUAGAAUUUGAUCGUCCAACAUUUGUUGAGAUGGGAAUAUUUGAAACAAGUAAAAAAGUAGAAAAUCACACAUGGAAAGAAAAUAUAGAAAGCAGAAUACAGGAUAAAGAGUAUUUAGAAAUGUUUGACCAAGGCCUGUGUUUGAGCAUGCAUCAACCUUAUGCAUCCUUGCUAGUAGCAGGAAUAAAGAUUCACGAGGGUAGAAGUUGGUAUUCUUCACAUAGGGGAAGAUUAUGGAUUGCAUCGGCUGCUAAAGUACCUUCCUCUGAAGAAAUAUCUAAUAUAGAGCAAGCCUAUCGCAUAUUAAAAAAUGAAAAAAUUAAGUUCCCCGAAACCUAUCCUACGAGCUGCCUGUUAGGCUGUGUAACAGUGACCGAUGUUUUACCUCAAAAAGAAUAUAGAAAUUUAUAUCCAGAAGGAGAAAACGAUAAUCCGUAUGUCUUCAUAUGUGAGAACUCUUACAUGUUACCAAUACAAUUUCCUAUGAAAGGAAAACAUAAAAUUUAUAAAAUGGAUAAAAAAAUUCAUCAAGCUGCUUCUAAAUUGUUAGAAAAAGCCAUGAAAACGGCUAGUAAUUAA